UUGAGUUAGUUCGGAACUGAUUCUCGAUUAAUUCGAAUCAAAAAAUGCUCAAGUGGCACUUAGCAACCAAUUUGUAAUUAUCAGCCGUGAGAUGGCACUAUUGCAGUUUUUAGUUGACAUCUAAACUUCAAAAUAGUCAAACUGUCAAAAUAAUCUUCUCUCUCCCUCUUUCUGUUUCAAAGUGCCAAGAUGGCUCGAGGUCCCAAGAAGCAUUUGAAACGUUUAAAUGCCCCCAAGGCAUGGAUGUUGGACAAAUUGGGGGGCGUUUUCGCUCCUCGUCCGUCCACCGGGCCUCACAAGUUGAGAGAAUCGCUUCCCCUAGUGAUUUUCCUACGUAACAGGCUAAAGUAUGCUCUUACCAACAGCGAAGUCACCAAAAUCGUUAUGCAAAGGCUGAUCAAAGUUGACGGCAAAGUCAGGACCGACCCUAACUAUCCUGCUGGUUUUAUGGAUGUCAUCACCAUUGAAAAAACUGGUGAAUUCUUCCGUCUCAUCUACGAUGUUAAAGGUAGAUUCACAAUUCAUCGUAUUACUGCUGAAGAAGCUAAAUACAAACUGUGUAAAGUACGUAGAGUACAAACUGGACCAAAAGGAAUCCCAUUUUUGGUCACACAUGAUGGAAGGACCAUCCGUUAUCCUGACCCAAUGAUUAAGGUAAAUGACACUAUCCAAUUGGAAAUUGCCACUUCCAAAAUCCUAGACUUCAUCAAAUUUGAGUCUGGCAACUUGUGCAUGAUCACCGGAGGUAGAAAUUUGGGACGUGUUGGUACUGUGGUCAACCGUGAAAGGCAUCCAGGAUCUUUUGAUAUUGUUCACAUCAAGGACGCAAAUGAACACGUAUUUGCAACCAGGUUGAACAAUGUUUUCAUUAUUGGUAAGGGUAGCAAAGGCUUCGUAUCCCUGCCAAGAGGCAAGGGAGUCAAAUUGUCCAUUGCUGAAGAGAGGGACAAGAGGUUAGCUACCAAGCAUUAAACAGCGUUAAUUUUUAAUUAAUUAAAAAAAUUGAAAAACAAUACAA
This is a messenger RNA of Ceutorhynchus assimilis (cabbage seed weevil), 1018 nucleotides long. NCBI's taxonomy places the organism in Eukaryota, Metazoa, Arthropoda, Insecta, Coleoptera, Curculionidae. The record is from the annotation of a GenBank genome assembly.